This is a messenger RNA of Ruditapes philippinarum (Manila clam), 997 nucleotides long. RefSeq names its product vacuolar protein sorting-associated protein 4B-like. The transcript has 5 exons. The record is from RefSeq and is a predicted model, not a curated record. NCBI's taxonomy places the organism in Eukaryota, Metazoa, Mollusca, Bivalvia, Venerida, Veneridae. Bases 111 to 839 code for a protein of 242 amino acids.
ACAUAGCGAGACUGGUUAACAUAAGAGGAUUGGAAUACAUUUCCGUUAAAGCAUUUAGAUUUUUAUUGUUAAUAUUGAUUUCAACAAUGUGAAUACUAUGAGAAAUAAUUAUGAGUUACAUUGAAGGAAAGUCCUCAUUUAGUGGAAGUUUGUCUGAGUUAAAAUUAAAUAAAGCUAUUGAGCUUGUAACAAAUGCGACAGAAGAAGAUAAAAAGAAAAAUUAUGACGAAGCCUUAAAGCUGUAUGAGCAUGGAGUAGAGUAUUUCCUUUAUGCAAUCAAAAAUGAAGCACAGAGUGAUAGAGCAAAAGAGUGUAUAAGAGCAAAGUGUAUGCAAUACCAAGAUAGAGCUGAUAAGCUGAGAAACUACCUCAACUCCAAGAAAAAACCGUCAAAAAGUGAAGAUGAAGAAGAAGGUGUCUUGUCAGGUGAAGAUGAAGAAGAAGGUGUCUUGUCAGGUGAAGAUGAAGAAGGUGUCUUGUCAGGUGAAGAUGAAGAAGAAGGUGUCUUGUCAGGUGAAGAUGAAGAAGAAGGUGUCUUGUCAGGUGAAGAUGAAGAAGAAUGUGUCUUGUCAGCAAACUUAAAACAACUGCAGAUAGGUGUAUUAAAAUCAGAAAAAAAGAAAAAUGAGGCUGCAAUCGAGAAGAUCCAAGAAGAGACAAAUAAAUUAAAAGAGGAAGUGAAUAAAUUGAAAGUGGAAAGAGAUUUAUAUAAGAUUAAAAAUGACUAUUACCAGUUAAAACUUCAGAAGUCGAAAGCAGAAAUAAGUGUGGUGAUUUUAUCUUUUGUAACAGUGGUGAUUUUAUUUUUUGUAACUGUGACACUUGGUCACUUUUUAUAGCAACAAUGGAAUCAUACUCAAUCACACCUUUGCGGCCAGACAUUAAAGUAAUUACAUGUAAUACAUAGAACGGAUACGUACGGUGUUUUGUCUAACCCAUUAUUUUUGCAUAAUUUUGGAGUUCCGUUAUUAAAUAUUUACUUAAGGUACAUUGUUAU